CUCCCUCCUUUUUCUUGCUUUAAAUAUAUUCACCGUCAAAAACCUAUACAUACAUAUCGAUUCACGUCAAUAUAGAGAGAGAAACUGAAGAAAAUCUCCAAAAAUUGUAGAGAGAGAGAGAGAGAGAGAGAGAGAGAGAGGAUUUGCAGUAUUCGGUAAUGGCAGGAAGAGUAGAUCUGGACGGUAAUCCCAUUAAGCCGAUUACAAUAUGUAUGAUUGGUGCCGGUGGAUUCAUUGGUUCUCAUCUAUGUGAGAAGCUUAUGUCGGAGACUCCUCAUAAGGUACUCGCUGUCGAUGUUUACAGUGAUAAGAUUAAGCAUUUGCUUGAACCGGCGACGCUUACCUGGGCUGAUCGUAUUCAGUUUCAUCGAAUCAAUAUUAAGAAUGAUUCUCGCCUUGAAGGUCUCAUCAAAAUGGCAGAUCUGACCAUAAAUCUUGCUGCGAUCUGUACACCAGCAGAUUACAACACUCGUCCACUUGAUACAAUUUACAGCAAUUUCAUCGAUGCACUACCAGUGGUUAAGUACUGCUCAGAAAAUGGAAAGCGUCUCAUUCACUUCUCAACUUGCGAAGUUUAUGGGAAAACCAUAGGUGCCUUUUUACCCAAAGACAGCCCACUGCGGCAGGAUCCUGCUUAUUAUGUGCUCAAGGAAGACACCUCCCCUUGCAUCUUUGGACCAAUUGAGAAGCAGCGGUGGUCUUAUGCGUGUGCAAAACAAUUGAUUGAGAGGCUGGUCUAUGCUGAGGGUGCAGAGAAUGGCUUAGAGUUCACUAUUGUAAGGCCAUUUAACUGGAUUGGUCCUAGGAUGGAUUUCAUUCCCGGCAUUGAUGGUCCUAGUGAAGGUGUUCCAAGAGUAUUAGCUUGCUUUAGUAAUAACCUUUUAAGACGUGAACCUUUGAAACUUGUGGAUGGGGGAGAAUCACAAAGGACCUUCAUAUAUAUCAAAGAUGCUAUUGAAGCUGUUCUUCUAAUGAUUGAAAAUCCUGCUAGAGCCAAUGGCCAUAUCUUUAAUGUUGGUAACCCUAACAAUGAAGUUACUGUCAGGCAGCUGGCUGAAAUGAUGACUAAGGUCUACUCAAAGGUGAGUGGAGAGUCUUCUAUUGAAACACCCACCAUUGAUGUAAGUUCUAAAGAAUUUUACGGCGAGGGGUAUGAUGACAGUGACAAGAGGAUCCCAGACAUGACCAUCAUCAACAGGCAGCUUGGUUGGAACCCAAAGACUUCCCUAUGGGACUUGCUUGAAUCCACACUCACGUACCAACACAGGACAUAUGCCCAGGCUGUCAAGCAGGCCAUGUCUAAAACAACAGCAAAUUGAUUGUUCGCUGCUUGUUGGCAGGUCUUUCAAUGUCUUAUUACGAUUCUCCUGAGUAAAAAUCUACAUAGUCCAUCUCUCAUACACAAUUUUUCGUCACUUCUGUAAUCAAUCAUGUAUUCUAUUUUGUGACAGCAUAUUUAUUAAGAAAUUUGUGUCAUAGGCUGGUGUAUUUUGUCACUAGAGCUUCGAUAGUUAUUGGGGUAUUAGAUAAAGGAAAAGCUGUCCUGUUCUUAUAAGAUUUGUUGUCAUUCAUAUAUUCAUUCCUGUGUAUGGAAACAUCUUGUAUCAUUUUGAUCGACCUGUUGGUGGAGCUAUAAAUUUUUCUAUUUAUUCA
Molecule: messenger RNA, 1653 nt
Organism: Solanum dulcamara
Lineage: Eukaryota; Viridiplantae; Streptophyta; Magnoliopsida; Solanales; Solanaceae
Product: UDP-D-apiose/UDP-D-xylose synthase 2
Exons: 9
Coding region: 159-1319 (386 amino acids)
Molecular function (GO): carboxy-lyase activity
Source: RefSeq, a predicted model, not a curated record